GGCCUUUCUCCCCUACCGCCCCUUUCGCGUACCUCGCUUCAUAUAUCACAUUCGCCGAAGCCGUACUUCCCCCUUCGCCCCCACACCUGCUUCCCACCCAAUGGACCUCGACCUCGCACCCAUCCACAGCUUCGAGGAGUACUGCUCCCAAACGCGCGCCGCCCGUCGAGAGGGCUCAUCACAUACGCAUGGCAACCGCUCGCCACAAGCAUGCCCAUUACCGUCUUUUGACGACCUGGGCCUUCACCGCUGGACCGGCACUAUACUGCCGUCUCACCUUUACCUUCCGUCGUCCUCAAAGUCUCGGCGCGGGGUCACCCCAACGCUCCCGAGACCCUCCCGCGCACGGAGAGAGGGCAGCCCCUUUCGGCGUGCCACACAACGUUAUACCGGCGGCGCAUCAGCACGACGCGAGAGUUCGCUCAAACAGCAACUGCUUGUCACACGCGCCUACCGGUGCGAGGACAGCGACAGGGCGAGCCGCAUACUGCCAUCGAUCGAAGAAUACGCCGACGUCAGCGGCCACGAUCCGCACGGAGAGGGGCGCAGCUCUUCCUCCGCGGACCCGUUAUGUGGCUGCGCAGGGGACGCGGACGAAACACCAACGCCACUCCGCGCUGCGUAUCGCGCCGGAGGGGCCGAGGGCGGCGCCUCGCCUCUCCCCCGGUUACGCGAGCUCGCGGCGCACACGCCCGCGUCGAGCAAGCGCAAAUCUGCGGCCUCUGACGCAGGAGCAGCAGACGGCGGCGUCCGGAAGCGGUCGAGGAUCGCUAUCACGGACCUGAUCCACUAGCGCUUCCUCCCCUCUGGCUACAUCUGUCUCGCACCCGCCUCCCCCGCGAUUCCCGCGUCCGCUUCCCCGCAGCCUCCCUUUGACCGACGGACCAUCUUAUCUACUGACUAGUAUGCUCUCGCAUGCAUUGCUUAUGCGCAUCUUGUGCCCACGAACCCGUCAUGAACUAUAUCCUGUUAUGCAAUUGCCCUGCCACACUGUAUCCAUAGCUGUUCAUAGACACCCUGCAUUCAAACAUCUCGAUAGGUAGAAGUCAAAUGAAGAACAUUGAAGAA
Schizophyllum commune H4-8 is the source of this 1068-nucleotide messenger RNA. RefSeq lists its product as uncharacterized. Bases 101 to 793 code for a protein of 230 amino acids. The record is from RefSeq and is a predicted model, not a curated record. The transcript has 2 exons. NCBI's taxonomy places the organism in Eukaryota, Fungi, Basidiomycota, Agaricomycetes, Agaricales, Schizophyllaceae.